This is a messenger RNA of Mytilus trossulus (common blue mussel), 1704 nucleotides long. RefSeq lists its product as uncharacterized. The transcript has a single exon. NCBI's taxonomy places the organism in Eukaryota, Metazoa, Mollusca, Bivalvia, Mytilida, Mytilidae. Gene Ontology annotation, molecular function: zinc ion binding. The record is from RefSeq and is a predicted model, not a curated record. The coding region runs from base 1 to 1704 and encodes 567 amino acids.
AUGGCGACUUCAUCUUUAAGUUGCGGUGUUUGUGAUUUACGCCAUAUCACCAAACCUUCUGCGGUUUGGUGUAGUGAAUGCGAUGAAGGACUUUGCGAAGGCUGUCAGGAGCAUCACAGUUUAUCGAAAUCAUCCCGAACUCAUACUGUCAUACCAAUUUCUGAAUUUGAAAAAUUACCCAAGGAUAUAGUUCAAAUAUCUCAGUUUUGUGACAAACACAAGGAAAAAUACAUCAUUUACUGCAAGAAGCAUGCAUGUCCAUGUUGCAGCAGCUGCAUUGUUCAAAGUCACAACAAAUGUGACGAAAUCGUAAAACUAGAUGACGUCAUUCAUAACGCCAAAACUUCAAAUAAAUUCUUCGAAAUAGAGCGGGCAUUGGCAGAAGUAACCGAAAAUAUUGAGAAAAUCAUAAAAGAUCGACAAAACAACAUCAAGACAUUAUCUGAGACUCGGAAGCAGAUCGAGAAGGAAAUCCAAAAGACCCGAAAAGCCAUCAAUAAUCAUAUCGACAAAAUACAAGCAAAUAUAAUAAAAGAGCUUUAUGCAUCGGAAGACAAGGAGAGUAAAAGUAUCCGUCAAUUGUUAAAUUCUUUAGAGGAAAAGCAACAAGAGAUUGAGAUAUUACAGAAGAACAUUUCAGAUAUCAAACAGCAUGCGUCAGACCUUCAGACAUUUUUAUCAAUGAAACGAAUUGAAACGGAGGUCGUUAGCAAAGAUGAAUACAUCAGGUCGUUAUCCGGUAGCAAAAAUUUGAAACAGAUAGUCCUGUCAUUUUCUAUCAACACUGCAAUUAAAAAUCUCAUUUCCGACAUCCCAAAUUUAGGAAAUAUCAUUGUUAAAAGUCAAUCGUUCAAUAUUGAGCUAACCACGACCAAGCAAAGACAAGCUCAAAUGAUGAUGACAAAAGUACCAGCAAGAUCGUUUGAAAAUAUCAAUGUAAAGUUACAGCAGACCAUAUACACGAAACAGGACAAUUACAUUUCUGGUACAUAUCUGCUACCCGAUGGAAGGAUGAUAUUUUCCCGCAAAAUAAAUACACAGGAUACUAUAACUGUUUUGAAUGCAAAUGGAUCAUUGAGUUUUGAAGUAGCCUUACCUUCAUCAUCCUUUGAUGUAACAUAUAUAACAAAAGACAAUACUUUGGCUGUAUCAUCUGGUGGUUCUGCUUCCAGGUGUAUUUAUAUUAUUGACAUGCAAAACAAAAAAGUAAAGAAACGUAUUUCUGAAAAGGAUUUUAUAUAUGGGAUAACAUAUUGUGGAUCUGGUUUGAUUUAUUCUGGGCGGUUUCAAGGAAUUCGAAUGAUCAAUCCAAAUGACGAGACCAUAAGCGAUAUAGUCGGAGGAGAAAUGACAUAUAGAUGCUACGUUGCAUCAUUUGGCAACACAAUUUAUCAUACAAAUCCAGACGAUAAUACCGUUACAUGUUAUGAUCUCCAAGGUAAAAUACAAUGGACAUUUCAAAAUAGAAGCGUUUUGCAGACACCCGCAGGCAUCUCUGUAGAUAAUGAUGGUAAUAUUUAUGUAGUAGGCCGUGCAUCAAAGAAUGUUAUACUUGUUUCUUCUGAUGGACAACGACAUCGACAACUGUUAUCUGGAACUGACGGUCUCUCCGAACCAUGGGCGAUUCAUUUUAGUAAGGAAAAAAAUAUGUUGAUUGUUGCCAAUAAAAGAGGAGGAGAAGCAUUCUUAUAUUCAGUAAACUGA